CUGACGCCACAUCCGUCGGCUGUAGUUGUUUUUGGUUGCAGCUUGUUUACGGCAGCCACUUAAAUCACCGGGCUUCGCUUUGCAGCGCACUCAUGUCAAAAAGAUGGACGGUUGCAUUGUGUCCGCAUUGUGGUGUUUUAUACCACUACUUGUACUCAUCCACUUGUUGUGUUUCAUCUUCGCGGAUGCAGACUUUACUCUGUUGUGGGCAAGUGUGUUAGGACACAGGCCAGAGACCAAGCUGAAAGGACUGGUGGUGUGGGUCACUGGAGCCUCCAGUGGUAUUGGAGAGGAGCUGGCCUACCAGUUGGCAAAGUGCGGGUCACGUCUCGUCCUGUCUGCUCGACGUGAGGAUGAGCUAAACAGGGUGAAACGUCACUGUUUAGAUUCCUCCGACCUCCAGGAUGAAGAUAUUCUUGUUCUUCCACUUGAUUUGUUGGAGAGGAUAUCGCAUGAGGAAAAAACCAAAGCUGCAAUCCAAUACUUUGGACAUAUUGAUAUCCUAAUUAACAAUGGCGGCCGAAGCCAGCGCUCGCUGUGCAUGGAGACCAGUGUUGAUGUGUAUCGAGCCUUGAUGGAGCUCAACUUCCUGGGUACGGUCUCCAUGACAAAGCAGGUGCUGCCCCACAUGACACAGCGAGGAAGUGGGAGCAUUGUGACUGUCAGCAGCGUGGUUGGCCUCGCUGGGGCGCCCCUGGCAACAGGAUACUCUGCCAGCAAACAUGCUCUUCAGGGUUUCUUUAAUUCCCUUCGAACUGAGUUGACUGACUAUCCAAACAUACUCAUCAGCACAGUGUGUCCAGGCCCUGUGCAGUCACAGAUUGUCCACAAUGCCUUCACAGAGGAGCUCGACAAACCUGUGGCCACAGCUGGUAACCAGGAACACAAGAUGCCAGCAAGUCGCUGUGUGAGUUUAAUGAUGGUGGGAAUUGCCAAUGGUGUCAAAGAAAUGUGGAUUGCACAGCAGCCAUUCCUUCUGUUUUACUACGCCUGGCAGUACACUCCGACAUUUGCCUGGUUCAUCACGAACAUGUUGGGCAGGAAAAGAGUGCAGAAUUUCAAAGCUGGUCUGGAUGCAGACUCUGCAUACUUCACUAAGCCCAAGACCUCCUGAAAGUCUCAUCCUGAGGAGGAAAUGUGUCUAUUGCAUUCCUAUUGUUUGAGCUGAAUAGUGAGAUGGGCUUUCCUGCAAAAUGUGGGGUUUCUGCCUUCAUUUAGAAAGAAAACUCGAAGGACACAACUGCUUCGAAAGCUUCAAGCUCUCUUCCCAAGGCAUGGCAGUGUAUGACAAACAUGGGUACAUUUUUAUUACCUCUGCCAAGGAGGUUAUGUUUUCACCCACAUCUGCUUAUUUGUCAGCAGGAUUACACAAAAAAUACUGAGCCAAUUUGCAACAAACUUGGUGGAAGGAUGGGGCAUGGGCUAGGGAAUAACCCAUUAUAUUUUGGGGCAGAUCCAGAUUAUUUACUAUGAAUUUGAAUUUUUUUCUCUUAUGUCUGGUGUAUGUUGUUUGACACUGGCCAUGGCGAAGGUCUGCACUCUCUGAGUGCCAUUCUAGUUCUAUUAUGCUUUCAUCUUAAAUCUAAAGUAAAUCCUAUAUUUUCCUGUGUUUCUGUAAAAAGCAUCUUCCAAUUAUGUGAACUUCUGGUACAGAGCCUAUGUGAAUUUAUAACCUAGGAGCUAACAACUACAUGAUGAAGCACUUGCACUAACCUUUUGAAUUGCUAAUAAAAUUCUGUUUGGAUCAGU
This is a messenger RNA of Xiphias gladius (swordfish), 1749 nucleotides long. It is a transcript of the gene dhrs7, whose product is annotated as dehydrogenase/reductase (SDR family) member 7. Gene Ontology annotation, molecular function: oxidoreductase activity. The transcript is spliced from 7 exons. Lineage: Eukaryota; Metazoa; Chordata; Actinopteri; Istiophoriformes; Xiphiidae. Bases 104 to 1114 code for a protein of 336 amino acids. The record is from RefSeq and is a predicted model, not a curated record.